AACAGGAAAAAACACGGCUUCACGACUCUUGAGUAUCCAAUAUUUUUGACCCAAUCGUUAAAUCUACUAAGAUUACGAGAUAUUAACCGGGUGCCAGCGUCAGCACCCGAAAAUGACAGCGCAAUAGUAUAGAUUUUCUAUCCACAUAUCAAAAGUAGUCUCCUUCACUUUUAAGUCUUAGCUACAAAGAUUCUUUCUUGAGUGAUUUGUUUUCAAGCUGCUUGACCUGCACCAGCAUUGUCAUCGAUCAGAACCACCGGCAGCAAAGAUGUAUGCGGAGGCUUUAGGCUGUUUCUUUUCGUGCAGAGAGACCUCUUCGGCAAUGGCCACUCCCAGCUGGAUCUCAAAAGCAGCUUUAAUCGGACCCAAUUUCGUUAUCAGUACAAGUAUGAAAGCUGGAAGAGCUUUCCCCGUUUGCCGCUGCAGCUUGGACUCCAAGUCAGUCGACGGCGAUGUUUUCUCGGUGACGCCGUCGCACAAGUAUGACGUGGACUAUCUUGGACAGAGCACUAAAGGGGAUUUGAACGUCAAGUUCGAGCAUCUUGAGGCUUUUGGAAGUGAUGGCCAUGCCACGUUGGAAGGUCCAAUCGAGGAAGUUGCCAGAACAGAGGCUAAAGAAGCGGAAGGAUUGCUGAGAGACUUGGGUAUUCCGAGCCCUUCAUCAUCUAGAAGUUCAGCUCGUGGAAUAUUUUGUAGCCGCACAUUGAAUCUACGGUCAAUUAGUGCCAUUGGAUAUGAUAUGGACUACACCUUGAUGCAUUAUAAUGUCAUGGCCUGGGAAGGACGGGCUUAUGAUUACUGUAUGGAAAACCUUAAGAAUAUGGGUUUCCCUGUUGAUGGACUUGCAUUUGAUCCGGACCUGGUUAUUAGAGGUCUUGUAAUUGACAAGGAGAAAGGUAACCUGGUUAAGGCUGAUCGAUUUGGUUACAUUAAGAGAGCUAUGCACGGGACCAAAAUGUUAUCUAAUAGAGCCUUGAGUGAGAUGUAUGGGAGAGAACUGGUGGACCUGAAGCAGAACCGAUGGGAGUUUCUCAAUACAUUUUUCUCUGUCUCUGAAGCUGUGGCCUACCUGCAGAUGGUUGACAGAUUGGAUGGUGGGGUUAUUUCACCAGAUCUUGGUCCACUUGAUUAUAAAGGUCUUUACAAGGCUGUUGGAAAAGCUCUGUUCAGGGCACACGUAGAAGGUCGUCUCAAGAGUGAAAUUAUGUCUAAGCCUGAACAGUUUGUGGAGCCUGAUCCUGAAUUACCUUUGGCACUUUUGGAUCAGAAGGAGGCUGGGAAAAAGCUUCUGCUUAUAACCAACUCAGACUAUCUUUAUACAGACAAAAUGAUGCGGCAUUCCUUUAAUAGAUUCCUUCCCAAUGAUAUGGGUUGGCGAGACCUAUUUGACAUUGUAAUUGUCUCGGCAAGGAAACCAGAAUUCUUUCAAAUGUCACACCCCAUGUAUGAAGUGGUGACUGGCGAGGGUCUUAUGCGUCCAUGCUUUAAGGCAAAAACUGGGGGUUUAUACUCAGGGGGAAGUGCACAGAUGGUUGAAAAUUCUUUAGAUAUCCAUGGCGAUGAGAUAUUGUAUGUUGGUGACCACAUUUACACGGAUGUUAGUCAAUCCAAAGUCCAUUUACGUUGGAGAACAGCGUUAAUUUGUCGAGAGCUGGAAGAAGAGUAUAGUGCACUGAUUCAAAGCCAGAGUCAUCGAACUAGGUUGGUGGAGCUUAUAAAUCAGAAGGAGAUUGUAGGGGAUCUCUUUAACCAACUUCGGCUAGCUCUGCAAAGGCGAGAUCAUUCGCGUCCUGCUCAAACACUUGCUGCAACUGGUUUGGAUGAUGAAGACCUCACUGAAAGCAUGCAAAAAUUACUUAUUGUUAUGCAAAGAUUGGAUGAUAAAAUUGCUCCAAUGCUGGAGGCAGAUGGGGAGCUCUUCAAUAUAAGGUGGGGCUUCCUGUCACGUGCCGGUCUGUGGGACAAAAGCCAUUUGAUGAGACAAAUUGAGAAAUAUGCUGAUAUAUAUACAUCUAGGGUGUCAAACUUUCUAAACUACACACCGUUCAUGUAUUUCCGCUCGCAAGAGCAGAACCUUGCUCAUGAUUCCUACUCAAACUACUGCUCACAUUUUAAUGGGUCGUCUUCAUGAGAGAGAGAAUGCAAGUGAAGAGAAAGGAAAAUAGUAAAUAAAAGUCUGCUUUUGACAAAAGCAGCAGAUGUUUACUGUGACUGUAUGAUAUGCUGUCAUGAUGAUGAUAAUGAUGAUAUCUUAAAAGUUUUUUUCGGAGAAUUGAUAUCAUGUUUAGUGAGGACACCGACAAUGAUUCACGCCACUAGGGUCCCUUGACUUGAAUUAGCGAUGUCACAAUCUGAAGCUUGAAGAAAAAGAACACAAUGAAACAGCCACAAAAUGUGUAUCAGGUUUACAGAACAUUUAUGGGCUUCUGUUGAUCAAACUUGUACCUUCAUCUGUGUCCAAAUGAAUUUUAUUUCCGCCAAUCCUUCCUUCUACGUAGUCUUCAGUAGUGCUAGUGAACUGACAGUAUAAUGGGCCAGUUUUAUUGAAUAUAUGCUAUCUAUUUGAUUAAA
Prosopis cineraria is the source of this 2571-nucleotide messenger RNA. RefSeq lists its product as uncharacterized. The coding region runs from base 269 to 2131 and encodes 620 amino acids. The transcript has 17 exons. Lineage: Eukaryota; Viridiplantae; Streptophyta; Magnoliopsida; Fabales; Fabaceae. Gene Ontology annotation, molecular function: 5'-nucleotidase activity. The record is from RefSeq and is a predicted model, not a curated record.